GCGGUUACCAUAUCUUGGCGAGUAGUUGCAGACUUGCGAGCCCAGGACUCGUCCACAUCUGUUCCUUUCCGCUCUGCUUCGUUCGUCGUCCCCUUACACCCUUACACUUCUCCUUGUCGCGCCCGGCGGCCGGGCGGCCAUUGACGACUGGAUCCUUCAUUCUUGUUCUUGGGAAGGAAGGACCCAGAGAGACGAGGAGGAGGAAGCGCCGCCAUGACCGGAGGAGGGGAGGAGCAGGGGAGAUCGCUGUUCGGCAUGUCUCUGACGGACCGGCCCAGGUGGCAGCAGUUCUUGAUCUGCUCCUCGGGCUUCUUCUUCGGCUACCUCGUCAAUGGCAUCUGCGAGGAGUACGUGUACAACAGGCUUCAGUUCAGCUACGGGUGGUACUUCACGUUUGUGCAGGGGUUCGUGUACCUGGCACUGAUACGGCUGCAGGGGUUCACGGUGAAGCAGAUGGUGAACCCGUGGCGGACCUACGUGCGCCUCUCGGCUGUGCUCAUGGGCUCCAAUGGCCUCACCAAGGGCUCCCUCGCCUUCCUCAAUUACCCUGCACAAAUCAUGUUUAAGUCAACCAAGGUUCUACCGGUGAUGGUAAUGGGAGCUUUUAUCCCUGGUUUAAGGCGCAAGUACCCGUUCCAAGAGUAUGUAUCAGCCGUGAUGCUCGUCAUUGGCCUCAUACUCUUCACGCUCGCGGAUGCGCAGACAUCGCCUAACUUCAGCUUGGUCGGCGUCGCCAUGGUGUCCGGGGCACUUGUCAUGGAUGCUUUUCUUGGCAACCUGCAAGAAGCAAUCUUCAAGAUGAACCCAGACACGACUCAGAUGGAGAUGCUGUUCUGCUCCACUGUUGUUGGCCUUCCAUUCCUAGCAGUGCCAAUGGUGUUAACAGGUGAGCUCAUGACGGCAUGGACUUCCUGCUCCCAGCAUCUGUACGUGUACGCGGUGCUGGUGUUUGAGGCGAUGGCCACGUUCGUCGGCCAGGUCUCCGUGCUCUCCCUCAUCGCGCUUUUCGGCGCCGCAACCACAGCCAUGGUGACGACGGCGAGGAAAGCAGUGACGCUGCUGCUGUCGUACCUGAUAUUCACCAAGCCUCUGACGGAGCAGCACGCGACGGGGCUCCUCCUGAUAACCAUGGGCAUCGUCAUCAAGCUCCUGCCGGAGAACAAGGAGGGACGUCUGCGCCGGCUGCCGAAGAAGACGGAGGAGCGCUCUGGCGAUGAUGACGACAAGCCCCUUGAGAGCAGAGAAGCGGACGCGGAAAAGGCAAGUUUGGUGUAGUGUGAUAGUGACCCAAGCAGAGCAAAACAGACGCCAGGUCGACCAACAAUCCCAAAUGAAAUUCAGUCAUCCAAAACAACAGUCCCAAAGGAGGAUAGGAUACAUAGAGGAUAGAGCACUACAGGAGUCAAUAACGUCUUUCUUCAUCCCCUCGCUUUUCUCAUGUGCUGUGGUUAAUGUUAAACCGUUAAAGUACAGAUUUGUGCUCUUGCUCUAACGUCUUAAGCUUUUCAUAUAAGGGCCAGACGUCUGAAUUCUAAUUACCUUUA
This is a messenger RNA of Sorghum bicolor (sorghum), 1544 nucleotides long. RefSeq names its product UDP-galactose/UDP-glucose transporter 2. NCBI's taxonomy places the organism in Eukaryota, Viridiplantae, Streptophyta, Magnoliopsida, Poales, Poaceae. Gene Ontology annotation, cellular component: Golgi membrane; endoplasmic reticulum membrane. The coding region runs from base 214 to 1275 and encodes 353 amino acids. The record is from RefSeq and is a predicted model, not a curated record. The transcript has 7 exons. Gene Ontology annotation, molecular function: transmembrane transporter activity. Gene Ontology annotation, biological process: transmembrane transport.